GUCCUUCCCACAGUUCAAACCACUGGCUCGGUGUAUUAGCCCGUACCCCACCUAGACCCUGCGUCUUGGGCAGUUGAAAGGCAGUUGAAAGGCAAAGCAAAUCCCUCGACGAAAUCCCCCGGCAAACUCAUCGGGCCCGUGCGAGUGCGAGUACGCUAACUAAACCAAAAGCACACAUCCCUGUGUCAAUCCCCAAAAAUUCCCAAUCCGAUUUAAACUUCCACCACCUCUGCGCAGUGCCAUCCCACCUUCCCGCUUUCCACGGCUGCUCCUCCUCCACCUCCACACACAGACACACAGACACACAGACACACGCACACACCCAACCAUGGCCACCCCACCCGCCCCCUCCUCCGCCGCACCCCCCGACCUCCUCACCCACCUCAGCACCCUCGCGGCCUCGCUCAGCAGCACGCACACCUCCCUCCCGUCCACCUCAGACAGCGCCCUGAUCUCCGCGCCACGCAACGGGAUCUCCCUCCUCGACGUCAAGAACGACGUCCUCCUCUCGUAUCUGCAGCACCUCGUCUUCCUCUCGCUGCUGCGGCUGCGCUCCGCGCCGCUGCAAGGCUCACCCGCCGUCGACGCGCUGGUCAAGCUAAGGCUGCUGCUGGAGCGCGCCGUCAGGCCGCUGGAAAUGAAGCUCAAGUAUCAGAUCGAUAAGGUCGUUGUGGCGGCGGGGAGGGGUGAGCGUGGGGAGGGCGAGGGCGAGGAUGGAGAGGAGGAGGGCGGGGAAGAAAGUGAUUCCGGCGACGAGAGCGCAGGGUCGGAAGACGAGGGUGCGGGGCGUAAGGCGCUGCUCGCCACGGCGGCCGCUACCGCGCCCGCGGAUCUGGCACACCGACCGAACCCGUCUUCGCUGCUGCGGGCUGGCGGGAAGGCUGGUGCCGCCGCCGACGACGAGAAGGCUGCGGACGGAGUCGGAGUGUACCGGCCGCCACGCAUCGCGGCCACGAGCAUGCCUACGACCGUGGGGCGCGAGAAGAAGGCGGAGCGUUUGCCGCGGGCGCACCUCCUCGACGACUUCGUCACCGACGAGCUGAGCACGGCGCCACUGGCGCAGCCGUCGAUUGGCACGACGAUCGUGGAUGGUGGUCGUGGCGGACAUAAGUCGGCGCGCGAUAAGCGGGUGGAGCAUGAGCGCCAGGAGUUCGAGGAGGCGAAUCUGGUGCGGUUGCCGAAGCCGAGCAAGAAGGAGGCUCGUGCGGGUAGGCAGAAGGGCAUGCUUGCGGCCGCGGAUAAGUUUGGUGGUGAGGAUUGGAGGGGCUUCGCGGGUGAUCUGGAUAGGAUCACCGCUAGGGUCGGAAGGAGUGGGCGCGGUGAGAAGGCGCUCGACAAGAGUAGGAAGCGGCAGAGUGGCGAGGGCGAGGGGAAGAAUAUCGGUGAGCAUUACGAGGGCAGGAAGGGCAUGGCCGCCAAGAGGAGGAAGAUGUGAGCUGUGGGCGAGAGGGAUAUCAAAAAAAAGUUGUUUUUUCGGUCUCUGGAGGAGUUACUGGAAUUUGUAUAUAAUGCUAUCAAAGACACUAUUCUGCGAGAUGGCCGUUUUGUGCUCUCGUUCUGCAGUUGAGAAUGCGAG
Tricharina praecox is the source of this 1576-nucleotide messenger RNA. RefSeq lists its product as uncharacterized. Bases 329 to 1435 code for a protein of 368 amino acids. Gene Ontology annotation, cellular component: small-subunit processome; nucleolus. The transcript has 2 exons. Gene Ontology annotation, biological process: maturation of SSU-rRNA from tricistronic rRNA transcript (SSU-rRNA, 5.8S rRNA, LSU-rRNA). NCBI's taxonomy places the organism in Eukaryota, Fungi, Ascomycota, Pezizomycetes, Pezizales, Pyronemataceae. The record is from RefSeq and is a predicted model, not a curated record.